AAUCGCACCAGUGAAGAAGAACAAGAAGUAUAAACCACCACAGAAGAAGAAAUCCCCCCCAUCCCGCUGUCGCUACCCGCCCACAGCCGGGGAGGGAGCCCCUCCUGCCCGCCCGGCAGAGCUGCUUCCCCGCGGGACAAACUCCACGAACUCCACAACAGGUGUUCCGUCGCGCAGACGCGAAGCCGCAAUGGCGGCACAAGACUCGCAGAGGCCCCCGGCCCUCCCUCGUGUACCGCCGCUCUGGCCCUCGUAGACCCCUGAACCAAGACAACCCCAAAUACCCACCCAAAAAAAAAGGCUGUCACCCUACAAAAAGGAACCUUUUCCCCACCCCACGCUUGGAACAUGAGCGCGUACACUGUGUCGCUACCCGGGCCCGGACCUUGGGGGUUCCGGCUCCAGGGCGGGAAGGACUUCAACAUGCCGCUGACCAUCUCCAGGAUCACGCCGGGCAGCAAGGCGGCGCACGCCAACCUGGUUCAGGGCGACGUCAUCAUGGCCAUCGACGGCGUGAGCACAGAGGGCAUGACCCACCUGGAGGCCCAGAACAAGAUCAAGAUGGCCACCUACAACCUCGCGCUCACCAUGACCAAGUCGAAGCGUCCCGUUGUCAUGCCAACGCCGCGAAUUGAUGCCGGCAUUUCCAUGAUCCCUCACCAGCAGCUGAACGGCCGACCGUCGGCCGAGGUGUGCGGCGGCCCCGCCCGCAGGACGCAGUAUAACUCCCCCGUCGGCCUGUACUCGGAGGAAACUCUGAGGGAGAUGGCGGCCAUUCAGGCGGGCCUACCUGCGGGUUCACUUCCAGAGCGUCUGGUGGACAGAGCCUCGCCCGUCUACCGGGCGGUCCUGACCGCCUCGGAAGGGGAGGACGAGGAUGAGCGAGGGCGCCGCCGCCAGGUCAACGCCCAGUCCAAAACCUUCCAGGCGCUCGCCAACAUGACCGGAACAGGGACACACUCCGUAAUGGAGGAUGAGGAAGAGGAGGACGAGGUGUUGAGGAAGAGCAGCCUGAGGCAUCAGUCGUCCGCCGGCAUCCAGCACAAGGCGGCCGUGUCCAGUCAGUUCGGUCAGGCCGCUCCCGCCCAGCAAGCCCCGCCCCCGCAGCGCCCCCAGCAAGCCCCGCCCACUCAGCAGAGCUCCAUCCAGAUACCCGUCGGCUCCGCCCCUCAAAAGGUGGUCAGCACGGCCUGCAUCUACCCGUCGCAGCCAGCUGCGCCUCCACCCCACGCGCCGCCCCAGAUGCCCCACCACCAGCCCGUCGCCCCCGUGGCCGCCCCCUCCCAGGCCGCGGGCGGCAACCGCCCCCCCUGGGUGACCGACAGCUCCUUCGCGGACAAGUUUGACCCGAGCAAGACCACCACCCACACCAUCAAGGCGCCGCCACUGCCCCAGGCCGCGCCCCCGCCGCCCCAGUACAUCCCCGACCGCUCGGUCGCCGUCCCCGUCCCCGCCCCCGCCCCCGUCGCUCCCGGCCCCAUCCCCUUCCCCCCGGUGGCCAGAGGGGUGGCGCAACGGGCCGAGAGGUUCGCCGCCAGCAGCCGCACGCCACUGUGCGGAGCCUGUAACAGCAUCAUCAGGGGUCCGUUCCUGGUGGCGCUGGGCCGCUCGUGGCACCCCGAGGAGUUCAACUGCCACUACUGCAACAUGUCGCUGGCCGACGUCAGCUUCGUGGAGGAGCAGAACAGCGUCUACUGCGAGAACUGCUACGAGGAGUUCUUCGCCCCCACCUGCGCCCGCUGCAACACCAAGAUCAUGGGGGAGGUGAUGCACGCUCUGCGGCAGACGUGGCACACCACCUGUUUCGUGUGCGCCGCCUGCGGCAAGCCCUUCGGGAACAGCCUCUUCCACAUGGAGGACGGAGAGCCGUACUGCGAGAAAGAUUACGUGGCGCUGUUCAGCACCAAGUGUCACGGCUGCGACUUCCCGGUGGAGGCCGGGGAUAAGUUCAUCGAGGCCCUGGGUCACACCUGGCACGACACCUGCUUCGUGUGUGCGGUGUGUCACAUCAACCUGGAGGGUCAACCCUUCUACUCCAAGAAAGACAAACCCCUGUGCAAGAAGCACGCCCACGCCAUCAACGUGUAACCUAGCAACCGCACGCGCACACAAACCCGCCCGGCUUCGCCUCGGCGCUCGUGCGCGUCGUCGCCACUUCGGUUGCGGGUUUGUUUUUUUUUUUUUCUUUCCUUUGGUGACCGCUUCACUUUUUCGUCCGCAAUUCGCACGCACACCGACCCUCAAUUAGUGUUCCACGUUGGUCACGAAGAUAUUGAAAAUCAAAAUUGAAAUCGAUUCUUUGCAUUUUUUUUCCAAUUUCAUUUGAUUCAUCGUGUUUUGCAUCAGUUGGGGGGGGGGCUGACACCAUCCCAGAUCCUCGACCUCGACACACAAUGUCCGAUAUUGUGAAAACAACCGCAACCAGGCGGACUGUACCGCGUUUCUGCAAGCACUUGAACUGCCCACGAGCCGUCCGACACUUUCCCAGACACUCAAAUGCGACGCUUGAUUGCUAAGCGAGCGCAGAUUGUCCUACAAUUUUUCCAGACUCCUGAACUAAGCACAACGCGUCACGCAGUUGGUGGGGAAAGUAGCCUCAAAUUUCACGCAGUUUUUCCCCUUUUGGAAUGUACGCCGUGAAUUUUUCAAGCGUCACCCCUUCAUUUGGUGCUCAUCAAAAGUGAUUUUUGUUUAUCUGAUUUGAGUUUCAUGUGAUUUGUUUGUUCGUUUGUUUUUCUAAAGCGCCUGGCAGUGUUUCUUGGA
Messenger RNA from Syngnathoides biaculeatus (alligator pipefish), 2763 nucleotides. RefSeq names its product LIM domain-binding protein 3-like. The record is from RefSeq and is a predicted model, not a curated record. Gene Ontology annotation, cellular component: adherens junction; filamentous actin; stress fiber. Gene Ontology annotation, biological process: actin cytoskeleton organization; heart development; muscle structure development. The transcript has 14 exons. Gene Ontology annotation, molecular function: muscle alpha-actinin binding; actin binding. NCBI's taxonomy places the organism in Eukaryota, Metazoa, Chordata, Actinopteri, Syngnathiformes, Syngnathidae. Bases 349 to 2088 code for a protein of 579 amino acids.